CAAAAAAAAAAAAAAGAGAGCUGAGGUUCCUUUUUCUUCAGACUCGGAUUGCAUGUGAUGAUCUCGAAGCUGUAGUAGCAGAGUUCUUGCAAGAGAUACACACAUACACAGACAAAGACACACACACACACAAUACAGAGACACACAUCAACAUCAUGGCCGAGAAGUCAGCCGCCGGCGUCGCCGACGUAUCUCAUGAUGAGAAGACCGCCAUCGCCAGUCCAGAUCUUGAAACACCUGGUCACCACAGAGCAGUCGCCCUCAACCUCGUCGAGAACCCGCUGAAGCGGAGUACACCAGACAAAGUCGUCAGCGAUGCCAGGGCCUUCGCCGAGUCGCAUGGCAUGAGCGAGCACGCCGAGCUGUUCGGCCGGGCCGCCCUCGUUGCCCGCGACCCACACCGUUUGGACUCGAUCGCCAGCCUUGACGAACAGGAGCGCGCCGCGCUUGCCUACGAGAAGGACCACAAGUGGCAUGGACCCACGAUGCUCUGGUACUCCAUCGCCCUCUGUGCCAUCGGUGCGGCCACGCAGGGCUGGGACCAGACUGGUUCCAAUGGCGCCAACCUGUCGUUUCCGGAGGAGUUCAACAUUAAUGGCACGGGGAAGGACGAGUGGAUUGUGGGUCUUAUCAACGCCAUCAUCUUCUUGACUGCCGGUCUCAUUGGUGCUUUCAUUGUCGAUCCUCUGAACCACUACCUGGGCCGAAGAGGUGAAAUUUUCGUCACAGCCCUCUGUCUGACUGCCACUCCCAUCGGUUCCGCUUUCGCAAAGUCCUGGCAGGGUCUGUUCGCUGCGCGUUUCGUUCUGGGAAUUGGUAUUGGUGCAAAGAAUGCUACUGUACCCAUCUACUCUGCUGAGAUGGCUCCGGCUCGGAUUCGAGGUGCCCUUGUCAUGUUCUGGCAGCUUUGGGUUGUGAUAGGCAUCUUCCUCGGCUUCUGCGCCAACGUCAUCGUCAAGGACACCGGCAGAAUUGCCUGGCGUCUCCAGCUCGGCUCCGCCUUCAUCCCGUCCUUCAUUCUCGCCUGCGGAAUCUGGUUCUGCCCAGAGUCGCCCCGUUGGCUCAUGAAGCAUGGCCAUCACGCAAAGGGCUUUAGAUCGAUGAACCGCCUCCGAGCGCAUCCCAUCAUCGCCGCACGGGACUUCUACUACUCGUGGAUCAUCUAUGAGGAGGAACUCAAGGAGGCACGUGGCGCCGGCUACUUCUCUCGUCUCAAGGACUGCUUCACUGUGCCUCGCAUCAGGCGCGCAAACUAUGGUGCCUCGACCGUCAUGAUUGCUCAGCAGAUGUGUGGCAUCAACAUCAUCUCUUUCUACAGCUCGACCAUCUUCGAAAAUGUCGGCUACACGGCCACCCAGGCCCUGUACGCCUCUCUGGGCUACGGUGCCGUCCAGGUCGUGUUCACAAUCCCUACACUGUUCCUCAUCGACACCAAGGGCCGAAGGACCCUGACCUUGAUUGUAAGUCUCAAAGCCCCCAAAACACGCUUAUAUGAACUACACAGCUCACACGUCUUGUUUCCUUCUCUGCGCAGACAUUCCCACUCAUGUGUAUUUUCCUUUUGGCUGGCGGUCUCUCUCUCCUGAACAC
Cryphonectria parasitica EP155 is the source of this 1590-nucleotide messenger RNA. Its product is annotated as MFS general substrate transporter. Bases 156 to 1586 code for a protein of 476 amino acids. Gene Ontology annotation, cellular component: membrane. The record is from RefSeq and is a predicted model, not a curated record. Gene Ontology annotation, biological process: transmembrane transport. Gene Ontology annotation, molecular function: myo-inositol:proton symporter activity. Lineage: Eukaryota; Fungi; Ascomycota; Sordariomycetes; Diaporthales; Cryphonectriaceae. The transcript has 5 exons.